Molecule: messenger RNA, 1673 nt
Organism: Ailuropoda melanoleuca (giant panda)
Lineage: Eukaryota; Metazoa; Chordata; Mammalia; Carnivora; Ursidae
Exons: 5
Coding region: 378-1673 (431 amino acids)
Biological process (GO): epoxygenase P450 pathway; xenobiotic metabolic process
Cellular component (GO): intracellular membrane-bounded organelle; cytoplasm
Molecular function (GO): iron ion binding; arachidonate epoxygenase activity; heme binding
Source: RefSeq, a predicted model, not a curated record
GAGGUGGAGCCUAGAGUGAGAAGUCAGGCGGGGGGGGCGGGGGUGUCUGCUCUCCUGGUUCAAGGUGAGGAGGAGAGUACCUAGGGCCCAGACGCCUAGUUCUGAGGGUGCAGAGGGCUCGGGCCCUGGUCUUGUAGAUCCCAAGGGAAAAUAGAGCUGGGGGCCUGGACUCCUGCGGAAGGAGGAGGAAGGAAGGAGGCGGGGAUCUGACCUCCUCCGCCAGUAAUGAGGGGAUGAGAUGGGGACUCCUGGGUCGGAAGGAAGAGGGCGCCGGGGGCGGAAGUUCAGGGGUGGAGGAGGUGGUCAGAAGCCCCAACCAGGACCCGCUGAGCACCCGCUCCGCGUAGCUGUCUGGCCGCUGGAGCCCAGUGUUCACAAUGCGGCUGGGCCCGCACCCUGCAGUGGUGCUGUGCGGCUACUCGGCGCUGCGGGACGCAUUAGUGCUGCAAGCAGAUGCCUUCUCCGGCCGCGGGUUUUCGAACGCUUCACUCGCGGAAACGAUGUACAACAUUUUCCCCUCCCUCCUUGACUGGCUCCCGGGCCCGCACCACCGAAUCUUUCAAAACUUCACGGAACUUCGGGUCUUUAUCUCUGAGCGAACCCAGCGGCACCAGCAGACGCGGCAGCCUGGGGAGCCCCACGAUUUCAUCGAUUGCUUCCUGGAUCAAAUGGAUAAGGAACAGGAAGACCCAGAGAGCCAUUUCCAGGAGGAGACGUUGGUGAUGACGACGCAUAACCUUUUCUUCGGCGGCACGGAGACCACGAGCACCACUCUGCGCUAUGGGCUCCUCAUUCUGCUUAAGUACCCAGAGAUGGCAGCCAAAGUGCAGGCCGAGCUGGACGCUGUGGUAGGGUGGAUGCACACUCCGAGGCUGGAAGACCGUGAGCGCCUGCCCUACACCAGUGCCGUGCUGCACGAGAUCCAGCGCCUCAUCAGCGUGCUGCCGUUGGGGCUGCCACGUGCCCUCACCCGUGACACCCACCUGCGUGGCUACAUUCUGCCCAAGGUGCCCACCAAGCAUGAGGAUUCUGUGCGGGUCUGUGAGCACCUAUACCCGAAAUCAUCAGCCCUGAGCAUGUGCAAUGCCAAUUCACAAAGCCCUGGUAGCAGGAAAGAAGGCCCACCUUCCCACUGGCUUUACAGUGGGGUCUUGGAUGGAGGAAAGGCAGUGACUAACCAAGUCCCCUGGGGUUACCCCUGUGUACCCCCCCUCCCAGGGUACCUUUGUGAUUCCUCUGCUCAUGUCUUCACACCGGGACCCCACCCAGUUCAAAGACCCAGACUGCUUCAACCCCACCAACUUCCUGGACGACAAGGGCAACUUCCAAAGCAACGAUGCCUUCAUGCCCUUUGCCCCAGGAAAGCGGAUGUGCCUGGGUGCAGGCCUGGCGUGAUCAGAGAUGAUCUUCUUCUUCACCACCACCCUGCAGCGCUUCUGCCUGCUCCCUGGGGGGUCCCAGCAACGUCGACCUCACCCCGCAGCGCACUGGCCUGGGCAACAUCCCCCCAGCCUUCCAGCUCUGCCUGGUGGCCCGCUGAGUCAGGCUCAGCCGCCCUCUGCUCUGGCUCCCAGACCUCCUUACCCCUUUGGUCAAUAAAGGCCCUGAACGCAGCUGGACGGGUCUCCUUACCAGUAAGAGGGAGCGGGAGAAGCAGAUGUUUGCAGCUCUGA